Penicillium cosmopolitanum is the source of this 1143-nucleotide messenger RNA. RefSeq lists its product as uncharacterized. Lineage: Eukaryota; Fungi; Ascomycota; Eurotiomycetes; Eurotiales; Aspergillaceae. Bases 1 to 1143 code for a protein of 380 amino acids. The transcript has 5 exons. The record is from RefSeq and is a predicted model, not a curated record.
AUGGCCGACCGAAAGAAUGCCUUCUUGACGGUGUCAAGCGAUAAUCGUGGUGCUAUUAUCACCGUGACCUCGGUCGCUUUUCUUAUUGUGGCUAUAAUAUUUGUGCUAGCCAAGUUCGGUUCAGCGAUUUACUUCAAGCAGCGAAGAUCAGCAGUGAACAUUCCGAUCUGGAUCGCUCUAAUCCUUGCCUUUGUUCAAGUCAUCAUCUUGCAAAAGGCCGUUGACCAUGGACUUGGGAAACACCAAGACCGGCUCAGUGAAGGCGAGAUUCAAUCCUGGAGCAAGUUCGCUUUCACUGGCCAUAUUCUGCAUAUCCUUGUCUUGACACUCACGAAAUUGUCGUCUAUCCUGUUGAUUUGGAAGUUGACACCAAAUAAGAGCCUCCGCCGCACCUGUGCUAUCGCCUCUGGGGUAGUUGUCGGGUGGGCGAUAUUUGCAGUGAUGAGCAUAGCUUUCCAGUGUGAAAUGCCUGAUACGUGGUUAUACUCACCAGAGCGAUGCGCCGGAGAGGGAGCUUUAUUCUACCCGAUCGCAAUCUUCAACAUCCUCACAGAGAUUGCAAUUCUUGUCCUGCCUUUCAUUAUGAUGCGCAAUGUGCAGAUGGCCUGUCACAAGCGGAUCAAGAUCCUGUCCUCCUUUACUUCACGCAUAAGUAUCGUCGUCCUUGGUAUCGCUCAUCUAGCCCUCCUACCUUCAUUCGUCCACUCAAACGAUGUCUCUUGGUCAACUGUCGACUGGGAAAUAGUCGGCCAGACAAUGAUGCUUACAUCCAUCAUAAUUGCCUGUAUCCCAACUCUCUACCACAUAUUCGCCGGCCUACACUCUGGUCUGACCACGACGGAGAUCCCCGACGCAAUCGGCCUCGAGGGCCCGCGGACAAAAGGUAGCGCAUAUAUGAAUCAAUCUUGGUCCGGGGCAAGCCAAUCACAAUCUCAAUCACGGUCGCGGUCACGGUCGCAUGGAAGGCCGAGGAAAAAUGGCCGGUCAAUGUUUGAUGGGUGGGAGACACUCCGAUUCGAGCGAGGCACAGAGAGCACGAGACAUUUGACACACGAUCAUCCUGGAAGGGGGGCGGUGUUGAGAACGGUGGAUGUUACGGUGGAGAUUGAAGAGCAAGAUCAGUACCAUCGGGACCAACUUUGA